AUGCUGUUACUGAAUUUAUUUAUACUGUCACUCGUCAAUUUGUCUCUUGCAUUCCGAAAGCAAGGAGUGGCUGUGAAAGGAAAAUUGAUCUGUGGUGAUAAGCCUCUACGGAAUGCUAAAGUCAAAAUAUAUGAUAUAGAUAGAAAUCCCGGAGAUCGAGACGAUUUACUGGAUGAGAAGUACACUGACAAAGAUGGCGAAUUUGCUCUUACUGGAACCACCAGAGAACUGACGGAUAUCGAACCGGUGCUUUACAUCUACCACGACUGUGAUGAUGGUAUUAGGCCUUGCCAAAAACGGAUCACAAUGAUUGUGCCGAAGCGGUUCAUCCACGGUGGCACACCCAAGGAAUGGUUUGACGUUGGUGUGCUCAAUGUCGAAAUGACCUUUCCUGAACAGGAUCGAAGCUGUAAUCAUUGAUCGAAGUGAGCAUGCAAAUCUAUC
Messenger RNA from Cylicocyclus nassatus, 444 nucleotides. The record is from the annotation of a GenBank genome assembly. Lineage: Eukaryota; Metazoa; Nematoda; Chromadorea; Rhabditida; Strongylidae.